This is a messenger RNA of Triticum dicoccoides, 1860 nucleotides long. Its product is annotated as maltose excess protein 1-like, chloroplastic. Gene Ontology annotation, cellular component: chloroplast envelope. The coding region runs from base 89 to 1300 and encodes 403 amino acids. The transcript is spliced from 9 exons. Gene Ontology annotation, molecular function: maltose transmembrane transporter activity. The record is from RefSeq and is a predicted model, not a curated record. NCBI's taxonomy places the organism in Eukaryota, Viridiplantae, Streptophyta, Magnoliopsida, Poales, Poaceae.
CUAGUACUUCACUCCACCGUCACACGGCGCAGGUUCCUCCUGAAGCGCCCACCUCGCCCCGCCUGAAUCCACCUCCGGUGCGCCCGCCAUGUCGUCGCCGUCGCUGCCCACCGCGCGCCUCCCGCUGCGUCCGUCCCCUGCCGCGGCGACAGCGCCGCUCUCCCGCCGGGGCGCGCCCGCCCGCUCCCUCGCGGCAUCCCCCGCCCCCGCCGUCGCCCUCAAGCCCCUCGUCUCCAAGGCGCCCGCGUCCGGCUCCUACCGCUCCGCGCUCCUCCUCCACCGCCGCCGCCGCUAUGCUCUGCCCGAGACCGCCGUCCCCGAGGCGGCCCCCAUGGUCACCAAGGAGUACCAGGACUGGGACUCCCUGACGGGCAAGUUCGCCGGCAGCGCCAACGUGCCCUUCCUCCUCCUCCAGCUCCCGCAGAUCAUCCUCAACUACCGCAACCUCGUCGACGGCAACAAGACCGCCCUCUACGCCGUCCCAUGGCUCGGGAUGCUCACCGGGCUGCUCGGCAACCUGGCGCUCGUGUCCUACUUCGCCAAGAAGAGGGAGACGGAGGCUGUCAUCGUGCAGACGCUGGGCGUUAUCUCCACCUACGUGGUCAUCCUCCAGCUUGCCAUGGCGGAGUCCAUGCCCUUCCCGCAGUUCGUGGCCACUUCGGCUGUUGUCGGCGCCGGGCUUGUCCUCAACCUGCUCAAUUACAUUGGGUGGCUCCCAGAGACCCUCUGGCUGCUAUGGGAGGAUUUCACGACAGUCGGCGGCCUUACCGUGCUCCCUCAGGUCAUGUGGUCAACGUUUGUUCCCGUCAUCCCCAGUAGCAUACUGCCUGGCAUAAUCUGUGGCUCUUUGGCUGUUGCUGCUGUUGCCAUGGCAAGGAUGGGCAAGCUUUCCGAAGGAGGAACGAAAUUUGUGGGGUCGUUGUCUGGUUGGACUGCCACACUUUUGUUCAUGUGGAUGCCAGUUGCACAGAUGUGGACAAACUAUCUCAACCCGAGUAACAUCGAAGGGCUGUCAGCGUUCUCAAUGUUGCUUUCAAUGAUUGGAAAUGCACUUAUGAUUCCUCGUUCUGUAUUUAUCAGAGAUCUGAUGUGGUUCACCGGUUCUAUUUGGGCAUGUGCCCUACAAGGUUGGGGCAACCUGGCCUGCAUGUACUGCUGCAACAGCAUCAGCAGAGAAUUUUUCCUCGCGACGACAUUUGGGUUGCUUCUGUGGCUAGGUUUCACCUUCGGGAGAGACACCGAGGCCUUCGGCAACAGCUCCCCCAUGGACACUCUGAAGGAGCUGAUCUGCGGGAAGUGACGAGCAUCAUCAGCAAGCAGUUCAAAGCAGCCGACCGUUCCGGGGUGGGUAGUAGGAACCAGGGAAGCACUCCUGCAAUAAUUUUCUGGUGACCGGCGAGGAAGAACGAACCGGGCCGUGGUAAAAAUCUUGGUAGGCAUAGCAUAUUAUAGAGGUUAAAAUUAAGAAGCGCACGCCGUGGCCGACAGUCCUCCGGCCGUGGUGAACGCUGAGGCGAGAGUCCCACCGACCACCGCAGCUUGCAGAAAGCGCCGUGGGAGUUCACGUGGCAGCAGAAGCUACCGUGUGGCGUGACCACCACCGGCACUGGCCAGCUCGCUUGCGCAUCCGGCAGAAAGGGUACAUACAGUGGAGCAGUAGCAGCAGAUCUGUUCUAUUCGUUGUAAGAAAAAUAAAUAAAAGUUUGCAUUUCUUCUCACCUUGAAUAAAGCUUACCGGCUGCUCAUGCAGGCAUGCAAAUAUAUAGUAUACGGAACAAUUACAUCUUGACUUUGCAUUCUUCAACUCUGUACUCGCAAGCAUUGGGUCAUUUAUUUUUUCAGACUCCUGGUGACGAGCAA